Messenger RNA from Hibiscus syriacus, 446 nucleotides. Its product is annotated as protein PIR-like. Gene Ontology annotation, cellular component: SCAR complex. The coding region runs from base 23 to 439 and encodes 138 amino acids. The transcript has a single exon. The record is from RefSeq and is a predicted model, not a curated record. Lineage: Eukaryota; Viridiplantae; Streptophyta; Magnoliopsida; Malvales; Malvaceae. Gene Ontology annotation, biological process: regulation of actin filament polymerization; cell morphogenesis; regulation of translation. Gene Ontology annotation, molecular function: RNA 7-methylguanosine cap binding; small GTPase binding.
CAAGAUUGCUACACUUGAGCCUAUGAUCACAGGCUUGCAAGAAGCACUGCCGAAAUCAAUUGGACUUCUUCUUUUUGAUGGGGGUGUGACAGGAUGUAUGAGGCUCGUUAAAGAGCAACUCAGCUGGGGAACAAAACCAGAGCUCAAAGCAGAAGUUCUUCGCGGAAUAAAGGAGAUUGGGAGUGUAUUAUAUUGGAUGGGGCUCCUUGAUAUUGUUUUGAGAGAGUUGGAUACCUCACAUUUCAUGCAAACAGCAGGUUGGUUGGGCUUGCUUCCUGGUGCAGAUGGGCAAACAUUGUAUUCACAAAAUGGUGGAGACAGCCCUGUUGUCAACCUCUUCAAAUCUGCUACAGCUGCAAUUGUGUCGAACCCUAGGGCUGUCAAAUACGGGAAGUGUGUUAGAAUACGCACUUGCAUUUACAAGUGCAGCAUUAGAUAAAUAUUGC